Molecule: messenger RNA, 4077 nt
Organism: Microthlaspi erraticum
Lineage: Eukaryota; Viridiplantae; Streptophyta; Magnoliopsida; Brassicales; Brassicaceae
Source: the annotation of a GenBank genome assembly
AUGGCUAAGGAGUUAUUGGCGAGUACACGGGUCGAUAUCGACAGAUUCGACGGUAGCGGAGAUUUUUCUUUGUGGAAGACAAGGAUGAUGUCAAAUUUUCGUAUCCUUGGGCUGAAGGAGGUUAUCACAGAUUUUAAGCUCAUGAAGGAAGUUCCUCUCACCAGGACUGAGCCGAGACCAACUGUUGAGGGUGUUCCAACAGUCUUGUCGGAGCCACAAACACAAUGGGUUCCAGAUCCUGUAAAGCAUGAGAAAUCAGAGAAAGCCAUGGGUGUGAUUAUUGCGAGUGUUGGUAAUCAUGUGCUGCGGAAGAUUGAGCAUUGUGAGACAGCAGCAGAGAUGUGGUCACUCUUGAACAAGCUUUACAUGGAGAGCACUUUACCAAACAGGAUUCAUCUGCAACUACAGUUUUAUACAUUCAAGAUGAAUGAAUCAAGGUCUGUUGAUGAGAAUGUAGAUGAUUUUCUGAAAAUAGUUGCAGAGCUGAGUAGUCUUGAUGUGAAGGUUUCAAAUGAGGUCCAAGCUAUUCUGUUCUUGACUUCACUAUCAUCAAGCUAUGAUCAGCUGAAGCAUACUCUGAAGUAUGGACGAGAUUCUCUGACCUUAGAGGAGGUUGUAUCUGCAGUCAGGUCAAGAGAAAGAGAACUUACAACUGAAGUUCAAAGGGAUUACAAAAGUCCUGCAGCAAGCUUGUAUGCUAAAGAUAGAGGAAGGUCAACCUCUAAAGGUCCCAAGGAGAAUGGGAGAGGCAGGAGCAGAUCAAGCUCUAAGUUUAGAGUUACUUGCUGGUUUUGCAAGAAAGAGGGUCAUAUGAAAAAAGAUUGCUAUGCUAGGAAGAAGAAGUAUGGGGUUGAUGGUCCAGGAGAAGCAGGAGUUAUCAUAGAGAAGUUGGUUAUCUCAGAAGCAUUGAGCAUGGAUGGUCAAGGAGCUAAAGAUGUGUGGGUGUUGGAUUCUGGAUGUACAUUCCAUAUGACAUCACGUAGAGACUGGUUUGUUGAUCUACACGAUAAUGGAGGUACAACUAUUCUGUUGGGUGAUGAUCAUUCAGUUCAAUCACAAGGACAGGGAUCAAUCAGAAUAAAUACUCAUGGUGGCUCAAUCAAGGUCCUGAACAAUGUGAGAUAUGUACCAGAGUUGAGAAGAAAUCUUAUCUCCACAGGCACACUAGACAGACUUGGGUUUAAGCAUGAAGGUGGAGAUGGUAAAGUCAGAUACUUCAAGAACAACAAGACUGCACUCCGUGGUGAAUUGAAAAAUGGACUGUAUCUCCUCGAUGGUGAGACUGUUUUACCUGAAACCUGCAAUGUUGAGAAGAAACAGGUUGAGAUAGAUAAAACAGUUCUGUGGCAUAGUAGACUUGGGCAUAUGAGCAUCAACAGCAUGAGAAUCUUGACUGGAAAAGGGUUGAUUGACAGAAAAGAAGUGAAAGAGCUCAAGUUUUGUGAACAUUGUGUAAUGGGAAAAUCAAAGAAGCUGAGCUUUAAUGUGGGAAGACACGACACACAAGAUGUUCUUGGAUAUCUACAUGCUGAUUUGUGGGGUUCACCAAAUACCACACCUUCGUUACCAGGGAAGCAAUACUUCUUGUCUAUCAUCGAUGACAAGACAAGAAAGGUGUGGUUAAUGUUCUUGAAGACAAAGGAUGAAACAUUUGACAAGUUCUGUGAAUGGAAGAAUUUGGUGGAGAACCAAAUGAACAAAAUAGUGAAAGUUCUCAGAACUGACAAUGGGCUGGAGUUUUGUAAUGUGAAGUUUGAUGACUAUUGCAGAACACAUGGCAUAGAGAGGCAUCGCACUUGUACCUAUACACCACAUCAAAAUGGUGUUGCGGAGAGGAUGAAUCGUACACUAAUGGAGAAAGUGAGAUGUAUGUUGAAUGAGUCUGGACUUGGAGAAGAGUUCUGGGCAGAAGCAGCUAGUACAGCAGCUUAUGUAAUCAACAGAUCUCCAUGCUCUGCAAUAGAUCACAAUGUACCAGAAGAGUUGUGGCUAAACAGAAAACCAGGAUAUAAGCAUAUGAGAAAGUUUGGCUCUAUCGCUUAUGUGCAUCAUGAUCAAGGAAAGUUGAAGCCAAGAGCAUUGAAAGGGGUUUUCUUGGGUUAUCCACAAGGCACAAAGGGUUACAGAGUCUGGUUGUUGGAGUUGGAGAAGUGUGUUAUAAGCAGAAAUGUUGUGUUUCAUGAGGAAAAGGUUUUCAAAGAUCUAAAGUCUGAAGAAGAACAUGGGGUUAAGAACAGUGUUGAGUCUGGUCAAUCAAGUGAGUCAAGCAGAGUUGAGAUUACGGCUGAUGUGAGUUCAGAGGAACAACAACCAAGUACUGAGAAUAUUGUUUCAGGUGGAGUUACUGUGGAAAGUUCAAGUGAGUCAGAGGAAGAGUUUGAAAAUAAUGAUCAAGAAGAGGUGGAGUUGGCUGGAUAUCAACUAGCAAGGGAAAGAGAUCGAAGAGUUAUAGCUCCACCAGCUCGGUUUAAUGACUACAGUAUGGUAGCUUUUGCACUUCUAACUGCAGAAGAUAUUGAGAUUGAUGAUCCACAGUGUUACCAUGAAGCAAUGCAGUCAAAAGAUUGGGAGAAAUGGAAUGGGUCUAUGGGAGAAGAAAUGGGCUCGUUGGCAAAGAACAGGACUUGGGUUAUUGUUGACAGGCCAAAAGACAAGAAAGUGCUCGGUGGCAGGUGGUUAUACACGAAGAAGCCUGGUAUACCUUGUGUUGAACUAAAGAGAUUCAAAUCAAGAUUAGUAGCUCGGGGUUUUACACAACGUGAAGGCAUAGACUAUCAAGAAGUAUUUGCACCGGUGGUUAAACAUGUCUCUAUAAGGAUUUUGAUGUCAGCGGUUGUGAAUCAAGAUCUUGAGCUGGAACAAAUGGAUGUGAAAACUGCAUUUCUUCAUGGAGAUCUAGAUCAAGAACUUUAUAUGGAGCAGCCUGAGGGGUUUGAAGUAAACAAAGAUAAAGAUCAGGUGUGCCUCUUGAAAAAGUCUCUUUAUGGAUUAAAACAGUCACCUAGACUGUGGAACAAGAGGUUUAAUAAAUUCAUGAUGGAGCAAAAGUUCUUGAGGAGUGAGCGGGACACUUGUGUUUAUGUGAAGAAAGUUGAUCAAGGCUUUGUGUAUCUAUUGUUGUAUGUUGACGGCAUGUUGUUGGCGGCAAAAGAAAUGACAGAGAUUGAGAAGCUGAAGAAAGUGUUGAGCUCAGAGUUUGAAAUGAAGGAUUUGGGUGCAGCGAGUAGGAUUUUGGGUAUUGAUAUCAAGAGAGACAGAAAAGAGGGUGUUCUGUGGUUGUCUCAGUCAGGUUAUUUGGGCAAGGUUAUCAAGAGAUUCAAUAUGGUUGAGGCUAAGACAGUGAAUACACCAAUGGGAGGACAUUUUAAGCUAUCUGCAGUAAGUGACGCUUCAGAAUGUGUUGAUACAGAAAAGGUUCCAUACUCAAGCGCAGUGGGAAGUCUCAUGUAUGCAAUGGUGGGAACAAGACCAGAUUUGGCUUAUGCGAUUGGUUUGGUCAGCAGGUUUAUGAGUAAGCCUGGGAGUAUACAUUGGGAAGCAGUCAAAUGGUUGCUCAGAUAUGUUAAAAGGUCUUCUGAUCUGAGUCUAGUUUUCAGAAGAAACAAAGAUUUCAGAGUUCAAGGUUAUUGUGAUUCAGAUUUUGCUGGGGAUUUGGACAGGAAAAGGUUGACAAGUGGUUAUGUGUUCACUGUAGGAGGUAACACCGUGAGCUGGAGGUCUGGUUUGCAACAGAUUACAGCAUUAUCAACUACUGAAGCUGAAUAUAUAGCAUUGACUGAAGCUGUUAAAGAAGCAAUCUGGAUCAAAGGACUUGUUAAAGAUAUGGGAUUUGAAGAAGAGAAGGCUACAAUUUGGUGUGAUUCACAAUCUGCUAUAUGUUUGUCAAAGAACAGUACAUUUCAUGAAAGAACAAAACAUAUAGCAGUGAAGUAUCACUUCAUCAGAGACAUCAUUGAAGAAGGGGAAGUAGCUGUUGAGAAGAUAGAUACUUCAGAAAAUCCUGCGGAUAUUCUAACCAAGACUGUCCCUGUUAACAAGUUUGUUGCAGCUUUAGAGCUUCUAAGGCUGAUCAACUGA